Messenger RNA from Paramuricea clavata, 11135 nucleotides. The record is from the annotation of a GenBank genome assembly. Lineage: Eukaryota; Metazoa; Cnidaria; Anthozoa; Malacalcyonacea; Plexauridae.
UAACACAAAAAAUACCUACAAGUAGGUCUUAAUUUAGGCUCCUGGCUCUUGCGCAGACGACGUUGUUAGUGGCCGAGGCCCCAUCUAACGUCUGCUCACAUUCGCUAUACAUUCGGCUUCCCGGCGAUUGACCAAUCGCAAUUAAUAAUAAUAAUAAUAAUAAUAACGAUUUAUUCAACAGAUCCAUACAUAUGGCUCUUCCCUGUUAAAAUACUAAUUAAAUACUAUAUUCUAUAACUAUGAACUAUAACGUUUAAGUGUUGAAAUUAGAUAAAAUCGAUGUUCGGAUUAAAAACUAGUUUUGGCGUGCUCUUUCGAAUAAAAGUUCUUUAGUUAAUUUUAAAAAUACUUUGUAAUUAGUACAAUUCCUGAUGUUCUCCGGUAAGGAAUUAAAAAGUUUCGCAGCACUAUGUUGAAACGUUCCAGUUUCUUUUGGCACGACUAGUCUAACUGCAUUGGUUGAGCGCAGUUCUCGAACGCAAGUUUGUCGUUCUAGCUUUAGAUACUCUGGCCACUCUGGGAAGUACAUGGCUUUGAAACUCGAUUUCAGGAUGUUGAGGUCUCUUCUUUCGUUAACUGGAAGCCAUCCAACUUCCAGGAUAUCCUUUUGAUCUUUAACAUAUCGACCCAAGACAAAACUAGCAGUUGCAAAUUGAACUUUCUGUAAGCGCCUUGAUAGAAACUGCGGGAGUGGAUAGAAAACACCAUCAGCAUAAUCCAAUUUGGAUAAUAUUAGCGUUUCAGCUAACUGCUUUCUAAGGUAAUAAGAAGCUAGAUGUUUAAGUUUCCUUAAUAUUUGCAAGGUGGUGUAGCAGGCAGAUGUUAUGUGACGGAUAUGGUUGUCCCAUUUUAGGUGUUCGUUGAAAUGAACGCCAAGCAACUUGCAUGACUUUAUGCGCUCUAGUUCGUGUUCGUUGACAAAUAUUCUAGGUUCAUAAUUUUCCAAUUGGUGGACUCUUGACAUUUGUUGAGUUGAGAAAAGUAUUGCUUUCGUCUUCUUAUGAUUUAAGGCAAGGCUUCUAUUAUUUGACCAGUCGUUGAGUUUUUUCAUUGAAUCAGAUAUGGUUUCUCUACAUCUAUGAAUAUGUUUGACCUUGGCAUGCUCAUAGAAUUGUUGUGUCGUCAGCAUAUUGAUGGCUUUUGGCGUCGAUAAUUUCUUGAAGGUCGGCAACGUAUAUAUUAAAUAAAACCGGCCCCAAUAUCGAUCCUUGUGGUACGCCGAAGUUAACAUUCGUUGUAUUCGAUCUAAUAUCAUCAAUCUGAACGUACUGUUUACGAUGUGAGACAUAAUUUAGUGUCCAUGUAAGAAAAUCCUUGCAGAAGCCCAGUUUGCUCAUUUUCGAGAUGAGAUUUUUAAAACGGAUCGUAUCUAAACGAUAAUUGGAAGAUCGACCUUCAAUGACUUUCACAUGCAUGGGCUAUUAUCAACAAGUCUGUAGUAUUUUUAAAUUUGAAAGUUUUAAUACUACGCAUCAGAAAAAGGCUUUUCAUUCUAUUAUAAACGAAAAGAAAGAUGUUUUCGUAAAUUUCACAUUAGGUUUAGAAAAUCACUUAUUUAUCAUUCCGUUACCGAAGCUAUUCGAUGUAAUAUUCGGAUUGAAAUAUUUAAACAAAUUGUAAACAUUUUAAUGUAAUCGUGGUUUCGCCAUUGAUAAAUUCAAUACGAGAUCAAGUCAAAAAACUACACGAUCAAUGAGUUAGUGCUGUGUCAUUAUUAAGUUGGAUCGAAAUCUGCUUUGUCACAGCCAUUUGGGCUGUCGUUUCCUCAAACGACGCCCUCUCUUCUCCCGCCCGUACUUAAACGCCUGCUACGUAGGCUAAGAAAUAACUUUACACUGAGUUCGCGUUCGCGUUCCGAACGCGGUUGGAACGGGCGGAAACUUUGAAACACAAUAAAUAUAUCAACGACAAUAGUAUAAUGUAAUUAGCACCAACCAAUCAAAUGACAGAUUAAAAAAUAUUUUAUCUCAUAAACCAAUCAGAUUUCCACCGAAAUACGGUUGUAAAAACGUGGUUUGUAUCAGGCCUAUCUAUUUAUUUGAUCUAUAGACUGAAACUUGACACAGUCGGGGCAACAUGUAAUCGCAAAUAGUUUUAAAAAAAUCGUUUUAAUGGCUUUGAUUUGCGUUUUUGUUUCAACUGUAUACUUAAUCAAACUCGCACAAGUCAAGUAGCCGAAAAUGCUUCAAAUCGCGAUCGUAUCUUUCAACGCGAGCUAGAAAUGUCUGUGUUGUGCACAGGCUACAUUUCAGCGGUCUAACAACAUGGGAUAAAAAUAGUCCUGACUAAAACUCAGCCGGCUCAAACUGCUCACGAGCACAAUCUCACUACAUUAGUAUCACCUUUGCAUUAUUACAUAAGUUCACCUUACAGUAAAAGCUCAAGCUUAUGCAGUCGGUUAGAAUGCUGUAACGAAAUGGCAUCCAGGACCGCUGGUUUUUUGCCGCUGCUCCUCGUUAGAUCUAAAAUGUAUAAAGUUUAUACACUCGAUAUUUUGAUCUUCGAGAGACAUCUCAACAAAAUCCACGUACCGCCUUUCAGGCUUUUUAACAAUAUUAAAUUUUAAAAACGGGAUGAAUCCGAGUUUAAAGAACAUUUUAGCCUUGGAGAUAAUGUUGAAGGGAUUUGUAGAUGGAAAGUGAAAUUUUUAUACAUUUAUUAGUAAUAACCAGGAGCAGUUGCGAAAGGUGCAACUACAGUUAUAUAGAGCAGAUUGUUGUAUUUUUCGGAACUGCAUGCCCCUGGUUAAGCUUAGUAAAUGUUUAAAAAUUGCACUCAAAUUUUUGACUUACAAAUCCCUUUUAUGUUUUUUUUAAAAUUAUCUCUAAUUCUUAAUAAUUAUUAUCAGGGAUGCAGAAAGUUGCUGAGGGCAAGGGCUGCGAUUUCUUAUCUAAAGGGCAUAUUUUUUUUAAAAAGGGCAGAAACAAAAACGAAAAGGCACUUAUCCGCUUAUAACCUUAUUUAAAAUCAAACACAAGCAAUGAAGCAACCUUUUAUUAAUUUCAAACAUUAAAAUGAGGUACACAGAAUUAGUAGAAAACCGUUUCGCUUUCUCUUCUACUGAAAAACGUUUUGUGUGGCCAUUUACUAGCUGUAGGUUAUAAAACUAAAUCGUUCAUUGUUUAUAACAUAUAUAAACAAAAUAAACUCCUCCAAUGUAACCUAUUCGUUUGAAAUCUUUUGUGCACCCGUUGCACCCAUAGUCUGCACUCGCACUGCACCCAAAAAGUUAUGAAUACAAAAGGCAUGGGGUGCACUUGCACCCACUGCACCCAUAGUUCCGGCAUCUCUGCAUGAUUAUUAUAGUAACAACUGUACCGAAAGGAACAGACAGUUCGACACUUCAACCAAUAAGUAAGUGCACAAUGAAUCAAUGCACAGUUAAUAAAAUUAACAUGAUUUGGAAGCUCACUUACAGCACAAUACAACAAAUUAUCUAUGUUAUUGUCCUCGUUUAUGCAAAAACUUGUUCCGUUCUCGUCACGUGUGUAUUGUAUUUUACCGUAAACAACCAAUAGCUGAAUGUUCGAACUCAACUGUUCACCCGUGACUGAAACAAUUGGUCAAUCUACACAUUACUAUUGGUUGAUUUCGAAAACUGAUACACGUCACGAGAUAGGACCCAUAUUUUUGCAUAAACCUACACAAACAUAGAUAAUGAGCUGUAUUGUGUCGCCGAGUCACCAAACCAUGCAUUUUAUUAGCUGUGAUUUCAAAUAUUACUCGUCUCUUUAUAGCAAUAUCUACACCGAAAAAGACAGAUAAUCUAACAACACAACCAACAAGUAGGUUCACAAUUUUAAAAUUCCAUUACAGUUAUGUAUCACUUCAAUUUGCUUCCAUUCAUUUUCUAUUUGAAAUUUUAAAAAUAUGCUUUUAAAUAUAUAUUGAUGAUUAUAGCAAAAUGUACAUCUUUAUAGCAAAAUUUACAUUUUUAUAGCAAAAUGUACAUCUAAUUCGCAUAUUGUUAUUGUAAAAAAAAAGCAAAUAACAAUAUGUAAAUUAGGUAAACGCAAGAAUUAAAGGUAUUGGCAAUAAAAAAAUUAUUUAGUUCAUUUGAAAGAACUCUUAAAACAAUAUAUUAAUUAAGCUCUAUUACAGAUUGUUUAUAUCUUGCAUAGUUUUCAAAAUAUUUCGUAAACAAAAACAGUCUGUUCUUGUUACAUUUAUAAUCGAAAGUGAUCAAUUUUCGAAUUUUGAGCUUAUCGAGAGCCUUUGUGAUGAAUCACAGACCUAAUUAUAGAAUCCAACAACAAACAGCCAAUCAGAAUGCCGCGUUCGUGGGCGAACGCGGAAAGUACAAAGUACCGGGCCUUGCUUGCAGGCCCACUAUCAGUUCCCUAGGGCCGCUGCACGCGGGUAAAUGGAAUGUUGUGGCUUUCUUCGUCGUGUUUGGCGAAACCGCAGCUUUGUUAAUUAAACUACAACGAUAGUGCAAGCAUAUCCGGAGCCAAGCAACCGAUCAAAUUGCGUGAAAAGCACUAUCCACCUUCCGGUGAUAUAUGAUAAUAAUUUUCAUGAUUUUUAAUUUUAAAUAACUUUCUUUAUAAUUAUAGCAAAAUCUAGACCGAAAACGACUGAUGGUCCAGCGACUCAACCGAGGAGUAAGUUCACAAGUUUAGUAAUUAUUAACGUUUGCAGCUACUGUAUAGAACACUAAAUAAUGGUAAUUGCAGUGAGUGGAGUGCAAUUUAAAUGAUCUGAAAUCAAACGCAUGACUACAAAAUUGCACGACUGCGAAGCAUUUGAUUUCUGACCAAAAUUGGACGACACGAGGUUCAAUUUUCACUUCAUUAUAUUCACUUUGAAAUGUUAAUUUAAACUGAACCAUUUUGAAGCGGAAGCAGUUCUUUUUAUUACGAAAGACACUCUCCUGAUACUCAAUGCCGUAGCGUAGCAACAAGCGAACAAGAUGAAGUUUCUUUACAUGUAUAAAUCGGUAAAUCUAGAAACAUUUUACAAAAAAAUGAAGAAAUUUAUUGAUACUGUGUAGACUAAAAGACAAGCAAUGCGGUAAACUUAAACAUACUAUAGGUUUUAUUAGCAAUUUGAUUUGGUGCGGAUUGUUCAUUCAAACUUAAGCAAAUUAUAGGAUGUACGAAUGACCUUGUUUAGUUGUUUUGCCUGUCGCACACGCGACGCUUCAUGCAAGCUUUGUCUCGGGGAAAUUGGUGAUGUCUUGCACUAUAUAGGCAGCCCAAAGGUUAUGCGUGCUAAAUAUUUUCCACAAACAUUAAAAGUUUUACUAAAGCAAAAACAUAAAAAUGUCCAGAGAAGAAUGUAUUUUUACAUUUCUGAUUUACCGCUAUAUACCGAGCGACAUAACCCACUGCGAAGUGGUUAGUUCUUUUGUCCCUAGGUCAUGAUAGCAUUGAUACGAGAACUGUCAAAUUUGACAUCACUAUAUACCUUAAACUAUCGAAAUAUAACGAAAUAUUUUAAACGAUAAAAACAAACGUCAAUCUGUGAUAGUUGCACAGCAUUCUUGCUGCAACUUUUUGUGAAGGAAAUCCUUUCUUGAAACGAAAAACAUACGAAUUUUUUCUGUAAUAUGCUCAAUGUGUCGACUGCACUCUGAUGAAUGACUGGAACACGUGAGAAAGCAGGUUCCACAAUCUCGUUGGUUGCCAUUGGCCGAGGAUUUUUUGGUAGCCAAAUUGGAAUGUCUGGAAUGACAAUGCGUAUUCGUCAUAUGAAAUGCUGCUGUCUCGCAGAUUCCAGUCAUUCAGGAAAUUGUCCCAGUGGAACAUGGACAAUUAUUUCCCCACCACCAAUAAUACCGUUUGGUGAUAAGCAUAUAUAGAAUACUUAAAGAUUAUAUCAAGUAAACAAAUAUUAUUGUGCUCUACGCUGGCCAUAAACCUACGGAGUUCUAACUUGUGAUUGCUGGACAUGAAUUGUGACUUGAUUUUAUGUGAUUUAAAAUUAUUUUACUUUGCAGCAAAAAUCAUUGGAGCUUGUGUACCAAGGGGUACUAUCUAUCUGGCCUUUAUCGUUCAGAUGGUCAUUAUCUAAGCAACAUUGAGAAAGCGUGGUGUUGCAAACCUCAUGAAGCACCUAAUUUCUACACGUCAUGUUACAAUGAGAGUGUUCGGUCAGAAUUUGACUGGAAUAAAGAAGGAAUGGUGUCAUGCACAACAGCUAGUUAUUAUAUCGCUGGUCUUUAUAGAUCCUCGUGUGACAAAUUGUAUUGUAUUGAAGAAUUUAAAUGCUGCAAAUUGUAGUACCUGGAAGAUCAUAAAAUUCGCACAAUCCUCCAUAACAUGUUUUCAUCAACAACAUUCCUCCUGCGUAGCAAUCGCAAAGUUAAUAUUAUAUAUAAUUGUUAACUUAAAUUAUUUGCUGUAAGGUAAUAAAUAUAGUUCAAACAUCAUUAAUAAUUCAUAAGCUUAUUGGCAAAUCAGGUCAACCAUAAUAUGGCACGUGCAGUAGCUUUAAACCUGAUAAAACACUCCUAAUUAGUAUUCUUUAUAUAAAGAAAACUAAUAAGGCAGUAUCUAUUGUAGUCGUGUCUUCAUUAGUAUUUUUUUAUAUAAAGAAUACUAAUAAGGCAGUAUAUCUAUUGAAUUUGUAGUCGUGUUUGAAGCCGUUUAAUAAACUCGCAGGACGUGUUUUAUUAGGUCUAAAGCCACUCCCUCUUCGCGCUUUUGGCUUUAAACCUAAUAAAAUACGCCUGCUCGUUUAUUAAUUUAAUUAAACAGUACAUAAUAGCAUGGUUUCUCGUGAAAUUUGGAAAAACAUGCACUCUUGAGUUUUUGAAAGACCUCAUAAUAGCACGAGUCCGGUUAUAAAUAAUGGUGUCGGAAGUACUAUUUACAACAUGAGCAGCAGUGUUUUAUCACAUGUAAAGAUACGAGGUGAAGCCGAGUAUCUUUAGGUCUGAUAAUACACGCACUGCGCCGAAUGUUUUCAAUUGCUUUGGACAUGAUCGAUCUAAUAAAUUCAUUGACGAAGUAAUUUUCAAAAAAUUGAGUUGUAUUAUACUUGUAUAAGUCGAGAAAAUUAAAGUUAAAGUUUGUGUAAAUCUAGGGAAAUCUCUAUCUCAUAUAAAGAUUCGACACGCUUAUGAUUUUUCUUAGUUUGUGUUUUCCUCGUGAAUUAUUAAUGAGUUUUUUUAAUUAAUUAAAGUUAUACAAUUCUUCGGAAUACUCCGGGCAAUGUAAAUACACUCUGCACCUCCACCCUAGCUAUUGUUUUGUUACGCCAUGUUAGGCGCUGACUGUCUUGUCUAUCAGUUCAUUAACCGCCCCGAGCAGUUUCAGGCAGGUAUAUAUACUAUGGUCUUUUGAACUACGAUUUACCAGUAGAGCAAUACAAAUUACAAUGCAGAUUAAUUGAUCGAGCCUAUUUAUACGUACCAAUGAAAUAGUGAAAUCGGUUGCAAAUUAUACGUGUAUACAAUUGUGAACAGGAUCUUAAUUGUUGAACGUGGCCAAAUACAAUCCGAUUUAACAAGGCAAGUCAUAAUUGCACCGUCUGUGUAUAAUUUAGUAAUUAGUCAUGGGCGUAUGAGAGCACCCCCCCCCUUUCCUCCCUGUCGGUCGCUAUUUGGUCGGGAAGUUUCUGCUUAAAAGUCGGGCAUUUUUCCAGGUCCUCUUUAUGUUAAAGUUUUUCAUAACAUUUCCAAUGUUAAUCAGUCCGAUAUAUGAUUAUACUAAAACUGUCUGUACCAGUGUGGGUAGUACGAAUGUGAAAUUGCUGUGCUGAGUGGUUAUAUUCCUACCUGAAAUAAACAGCUGAGCAAAGCGAUAUAUGAUUAACAUAAUAUUAAUGAUGUUUUUGGUCGACGUAGCAAGCGAUUUCCGCCUUAGUUUAUUCCAAACAAACAUGUAGCUUAAUGCUACAGCCGGGCGGUUAACUCGGCGGGCACUCCUAGUCCUAGUCCUAGCCUGAAACCGUAAACCCAGCAUCUUUGCCAGGGCCUUUUUUAAGGAUUUUCCUGGGGAGGGGGCAUUUUUUGAAAAGGGACCUUUUAUGUGAGAUAAUAUAUUAGAGGGGGAUAGGCAAUGGCUGAAGGCCAUGUGUGAUUCCGGUGCAGUGCUCUAACCUACUGAACUACAGAGUCCAUUUGUCGAGCUCUAAGCCCCCAACCGUAAGUCAUGCUUAUUUACUAAAGUGAUGCCAUGAUAAGUUGAAUUGGUAAAUAUCAAUAUUGAAGAAUUUUGUAGACGGAAAUUUCUACAAUUAAUGUAAUUUAGACCAUAGCAGGGUCUGAAAUUUAUAUAUUUUCUCAGUAUCCAAAUGUGACACCAGGAUUUAAAAUUUAGAACCCUCCCCCCCCCCUUCUCAUAAUCAGUAUCCCACUUCUGGAUACUGGUUGCCGGUACCAUAAGUAUUAUACCUCGUCCCAUCCAAAUCAGUUUCCAUAACCCUCACUGUUGGUGGUGACCGCCCUUGGUGACGGCGAAUCACCACAAAAACCAUUUCUCAAAAGGUCUAUUAAAAUCUGUUGAAAUAUUGAUGAUGUACUUUAUAUUCUUCGGAAUUCUUGAAAAGUUCACUCCGACUUGGUCUCAUGCCCCUCACAACCUGGUCUCUUGCCUUCAGCGUUCGUUUUGCCCCUCAAAAAUAAGAUCCUGGCUAUACGCAACUGUGUUUAAUCCUGUACAUGUCACAAUUAACCAGGUAAAUUGCCUUGCCGCGUUCCUAAGCCGGGCAAGUUACCUCAUUGUGCCGUGUAAACAUUGAGCCUGCAAAACUAUACAGUAUAGCGAGUAUACUGUAUAUUUCUUCCAUAUUAAUAAUUUUGUAAAGCCAGGUCAUCAUAACCAGCAAAGCAUCCACAUGUUAUGCUUCUAAGAGAUGACAUGUAUCCCCAAUGGGCUUUGGUAUAGUCAACACAUACUGUAUUACACUACAUAAGAUAAACAUAGAUAUAAACAGACAACAUUGCAUAUCGACUGUCCAGUGAUAACAGCAGGCAGCAGCAAUAUUUUUUAAAAGCACUUACUCUUUGUAAGGAGUCCCUGACCGACAACGAUACGAUUUUCCUUGUCGAUCUCUCAACAAUGGGCCAACCUGAGAUAAUACAAUCUCGUUUGUCAGAGCACUGAAGUCUUCGUGCAAUGUAACGCAAGAGAUCUUUUCGAUGCUCCCGUCGAAUGUCAGUUUUCCAAUGGCUUCAGUGAUCUCAUGGUAACAUCCAAAUUCGAGUGCGCCAACCAAGUUUUGGUCUGAACAUUUUCCACAUUUACACCUAUAGAAAAUUGAAGCGAUUAAAUCGUUUGUUUUAGAGUGUAAACUAUACAAAAAAUAGAUCAAGAAUCCACCACACUGUAUCUACCACUGUUUCGAUCAUAUCUUGACUCAAGAAUGGCCGGCGUCAACCCGGCCAUUCAUCUUAUUCGUGAUGCAUUUCAAUGACAUGAUACGAAACAAGAUCUGAAGGGAGCCAGUUGUUGUGAAGGCUUUGAAACCAACAAAUUGUGAAUGUGUGGAAGUAGAUUGGACAACAAGCUUUGAUAGGUAACACUUUUACAUAGCCCUUGUGCUAUAAUCUAAGUAUCUUUAAUUCAGCCAUAUGCACAUUUUGACUACUGUAUUGUUAUUUGGGAUAAUCUGGAUAAGAGUCUAGGACAAAAGCUUCAACGAAUGCAAUACAGGGUUGGACGAAUCAUUACUGGUUCUGAUUAUUAUAUACUCGCGCAUCUGAAAUUUUAAGAUCAUUGAACUGGACUAAUCUAGAAGAUAGGCGUGCCCUACAGUUUAAGAAAUUAAUGUAUAAGACGGCCUUUCCUAGUUAUUUAAUUAUUAACCAAUAAAUUCAUUUGCACGUCUUCAGUACACGAGCACAGCUUACGUGGGGCAAAUCAUAAAUAUUUUGUUCCUAGACCCUUGUCAGAAUAUCGUAAGAAAAGGUUUAGUUAUAGAGGUGCAAUUUUGUGGAACAACAUGCUCGUCCAAAUAUCCACUGCACAGUCUCUCAGUGAGUUUAUGUCUCUCAUUUCGUAAAUUCAUAUUUUGCAUGUAAAUAUUUUUUAUAAGUAGUUUUGUUCUUUCCUAUAUUUAUAUAUUUUAUAUUAGUUAAAUGCACGUUUCCAUGGAAGAGCAUAUAUUUAUAAUUGUGAAAUGGACUUCGUGUGAAAAUAAAGAUGUCAUAUCAUAUCAUCAUAUCACAUUCACGUGUCCAAACUACUAUUGCAUGUCUAUUUUACCCCGCCCAUGCAUGCACGUACUUGUAUUUCCUUUUUCUAAGACUGUUUAUGAUCAUAAACCUCUUGGCAGAAUAUCUUUUAUUUUUCUCAAAAUUUUGUGGAAAUGCUUAAUCAUGAGUGGUUAAGAUAUGUCAUAUGGAUAGGAAACUAGCUGAUGGCAGUAGAGAUUAAAACUAUCGAAAAAUCUACGAAAUAUUGUAAAACUUGCCAUAAAAACUUCAAUCUAUUAUAGUUUCACAGCAUUCUUGCAACUAUUUUGUGAAAGAAAUCCGUUCUUGAAACGAAAACAUAUAUACGAAACGUUUUCGGCAACUUGCUCAAUGUGUCGAUUCCACCAUGCUGGAUAACUGGAGCGGGUUCCACAAUCCCAUUGUUGUGAUUGACCGAGGGGUUUAUUUGGCAGCCAAUUGCAAUGUAAUUGCGUAUUCGUCAUAUGAAAUGCUGCUAUCUCGCGGAAUUCUGGUCAUGCGGCAAAAUGUUUCGGUGGAACAUGGCCAAUUUACCCACCGCCAAUAAUAUCCUCUGUAUGAUGAUAAGCAUAGAGUAGUUAAAGAUUGAUAUCAAGUAAACAAAUACUAUUGGGGUGGACGCUAGCUAUAAACCUACCGAAUUCUAUCUUGUAAUUGCUGGACAUGAAUGUGAUCUAUUUUAAACAUUUUUUAAAAUUUUAUGUAAUUUAGCAUUACUUUGUUUUACAGAAAAUAUGAUUGGAACUUAUGUACCACAGGGUACUAUCUAUCUGGUCUUUAUCAUUCAGAUGGUGAUUAUCUAAAUGACAUUGAGAAAGCGUGGUGUUGCAAACCUAAUGAAGCACCUAAUUCGUACACGUCUUGUUACCAUGAGGAUGUUCCGGUGACAUUCGACGGUCAUCAUAGAGGGAUUGUGUCUUUCGCAAAAUCUGGUUAUUAUAUCAAUGGUCUUUAUAAAUAUAGUUGUGAGCUAUUGUAUUAUAUCGAGAAAUACAAAUGCUGCAAGUUGUAG